Molecule: messenger RNA, 1833 nt
Organism: Leucoraja erinaceus (little skate)
Lineage: Eukaryota; Metazoa; Chordata; Chondrichthyes; Rajiformes; Rajidae
Gene: ubiad1
Product: UbiA prenyltransferase domain containing 1
Exons: 2
Coding region: 124-1146 (340 amino acids)
Biological process (GO): vitamin K biosynthetic process; menaquinone biosynthetic process
Cellular component (GO): Golgi membrane; endoplasmic reticulum
Molecular function (GO): prenyltransferase activity
Source: RefSeq, a predicted model, not a curated record
UUAGCCGCAGGUCACGUGGGGGUGACUCUGACGUCAGGAGCAGCGGGCGAUGGUCCGGUGUUGGUUGUCAGGGCAAGUUGCGUGUGCGGUUGCCGGUGGUCGGAGUGUUGAGACCCGGGAGCGAUGAAGCAGAAUGGCGCGAUCAAUCCGAUUAACGUGGACGCUGAUUCCAGGGGCCAGGGCGGGGCUGCCGAGCCGCCGCUACCACCAUCGCCGCCGGCGGCAGCAGCUCCAUCGUCCGCUGUCGGCUGGAGCCUGAGGCACAAAUGUGCCGCGUACAUGUUGGCGCUUCGACCCUGGAGCUUCAGCGCCUCACUCACCCCCGUGGCCCUGGGCACGGCGCUGGCCUACAAGAACCUGGGUGAGCUGGACGUGCCCAUCUGCCUACUGGCGGCGCUGGCCGUGUUGGCCGUGCACGGAGCCGGCAACCUGGUCAACACCUACUACGACUUCAGCCGCGGCAUCGAUCACAAGAAGAGCGACGACCGCACGCUGGUGGAUCGCAUCCUGGAGCCGCAGGACGUGGUGCGGUUCGGAGCCUUCCUCUACACCUUGGGCUGCCUCUGCGCCUUGUCCCUCUAUUACUUGUGCAAGCUCAAACUCGAGCAUUUGGCUCUCAUCUUCUUCGGGGGACUGUCCAGUUCGUUUCUGUACACUGGAGGUAUUGGAUUUAAAUACUUUGCCCUUGGUGAUAUCAUCAUUCUGAUCACCUUUGGACCACUUGCUGUGAUGUUUGCCUAUGCUGUUCAAGUGGGUUACUUGGCGAUCUCCCCGUUACUUUAUGCAAUUCCUUUAGCCCUCAAUACAGAAGCUAUCUUGCACAGUAACAAUACUAGAGACAUGGAGUCUGAUAAGCAAGCUGGGAUAGUUACCUUUGCCAUUAUUAUUGGACCAACGUUAUCUUAUAUUGUGUAUAACCUACUAAUAUUUAUACCGUAUAUUAUAUUUUGUAUUUUAGCAACUCAUUAUACAAUCAGCCUCACGUUGCCACUUUUGACUGUGCCUUUGGCAUUUUCACUUGAACGACAAUUUCGAAGCCAGCAUUAUGCCAAAAUUCCCCAGAAGACUGCAAAACUGAAUUUUUUACUGGGAUUAUUCUAUGUAUUUGGUAUUGUGUUAGCUCCACCAGGAACCUUGCCAAACUAAAAAGGCAGACUCAUUUCUAAAUGGCAGCGUCCAAACUGAAGUUGAUUACACUUUGGUUUUAAUUUUGAAGUCUGAGCUUUGAAAAGAUAAUGUUCUAACUGAGCCCCAGUUCCUGUUAAAGUUCACAAACUCUUUCGUUAAACGACACCGCUUUCUAUCGUCAAGCAAAGGCACAUAUGGAAAAAUAUUUGAUAAUGCGUUGCAUUCUCAGUGACGAAGUGGACUAGAACAAUGGUAUUGGCGUCAUGAAAAUAAUUUUGUUUCGUUUUGCUUAAGUUGUAAAGACAAGUGCAAUGUUAGCAUUGUGUUAUGGUUAUAUUUCAACUGGAUACUGCAAUGGCUUUUUUAAAGCAUUUUGCCUUAUCCUAAGCAAAGUUUUAUUUAAUCACAGAAUAUAAAUUUAAGUGUAAUGUCCAAUUUUCAAUAUCAGAGCUUUAUUUUAUGCACUUAAACGGUUACCAGUGAAAACCAUUCAUGGCUUGUAAUGUUAUUUAUAGCCUGCCAUGUGAAAUUAGAUUGCAUAUUUUAUAUUAUGACUAUAAUGUUGAUGCCAUUGGAGUUUUGUCCCAUUGUAUGUAUCAGCAUGUCCAGAUCGUAUAAGUUAUACAAUUAAUAUUUGGCAGCACAAAUGAUGCACAUAUAAAUUAUAGGAACUGAGAAAAAUGGGUCUAGGAAGUAAUAACCUAA